Molecule: messenger RNA, 651 nt
Organism: Rhizophagus irregularis DAOM 181602=DAOM 197198
Lineage: Eukaryota; Fungi; Glomeromycota; Glomeromycetes; Glomerales; Glomeraceae
Biological process (GO): glutathione metabolic process
Cellular component (GO): cytoplasm
Molecular function (GO): glutathione transferase activity; glutathione binding
Source: RefSeq, a predicted model, not a curated record
AUGACUAUUAAAAUUUACGGAUUUUCUGCAUCUAGUAAUAGUCUUGUAGUAUUUCAUGUCCUUAAAGAAUUAGGAUUACCUUAUGAAGUCAUUCAACCAGCUGGUCUUGAAGAAAUUAAAUCUUCAGAUUAUUUAGCUACCAAGCAUCCUUUCGGAAAAGUUCCUGUUCUCAACGAUGACGGAUUCCAAAUAUACGAAUGUAGGGCAAUAGCUCGUUAUUUGAUAAAUAAAUAUCAGGGAACCAAGACUUCCACCAUUCUUAUUCCUUCUGAUGUACAUAAAGCCGCUUUGGUAGAACAAUUCAUUUCUGUAGACACCUCUUAUUAUAAUCCACCUAUAAGUAAAUUAACCGUGCAAUUAGUAUACUUUAAACGUAUUGGUAAUGAAGUUGAUCUUAAAAUUGUUAACGAAGCUCGCGAAGAACUUGAAAAAGUUUUAGAUGUUUAUGAAAAAUUAUUGGAGGGUAAAGAUUAUUUAACCGGAGAAUUUACUUUAGCUGAUCUUCUUCAUAUUCCUUAUACUUAUUAUGCUAUUAACGUUGCUGGUGAAGUUGAUUUAUUGAACAAACGUCCUAAUGUUUCUAGAUGGUGGAAGAACAUUAGCGAACGUGAAUGUUGGAAAAAUGUUGUUACUGAAUAUUCAGUAAAAUAA